Molecule: messenger RNA, 7383 nt
Organism: Caenorhabditis auriculariae
Lineage: Eukaryota; Metazoa; Nematoda; Chromadorea; Rhabditida; Rhabditidae
Source: the annotation of a GenBank genome assembly
AUGACGAUGCCGCCCAGCACGUCGUCGGCGGCCGACGGGAGACCUAUUUCUGAGGGUACUGUAGCUGGCAUUUGGCUGUGUCUUGGGGGAUUCAGAAAUGUUUGAAAGGGGGAAAAAAAUGUAUAUGAAUAUUUUGAAAAAAAGAUUCUGAUUUUUAGAUCUGAUUUUUUUAAAAAUUUUUUUUAAAUAAUUUUUUUCAGAAGGUUUCGGUAUCACAAUGAAUAUUUUUUUCUCAUAAAGUAUCGCUUUUCAAUAUUUUUUUCAAGUGUAACGUUUUGAAAGUGUAAGAUAAAUCGAAGUUUUUAAAAAUAAAAAUAAUCAAACUUGAUAAAAAAAGCUCCACGAAAAAUUCAUUAAAUAUCUUCUUAUUCAUUUUAAUAAUAAAAAGUAGAUGAAGAAAAAAUUCGACUACUGUUUCGUGCGUUUUCGGUAUAGAAUUGCGUCAGUCCGCAACGCGGUGUAUUUUGAUUUCGAAUAAAUUUAAAUUUGGAUGGUACGAUUUUAUCUCAAGUCCGCAAAUCUCCGGAGGCGUUAUCUCAGAGUACCGUAAUCUCAAGGCCCAUAAUCUCCAAAACCACUUAUCUCCGAAAACAAAAAACUUCUAUUUUCUUUCUCUGAUUUGCAUUUUAUUAUUAUUUUUUUCUUGCGUUGUGCUCAGAAUACAAUCUCCGAACGAAACUGCGUACGAAAGCCAAAUAUUUUUGUUUUUCAAACUUUUUUAUUUUUUCCACUGAGUGAAAAUAGUUUUCAAUUUUUCAAAUCGACAUUUCUUUCUAUUUUUUCUUGUCCUUCAGUAUCUCUGAUCAGUUUUUCAUGUUGACAGCAAAGAAAAAAAGAGUGAAACUCGAACUACCAAUUAACUCAACUUGGAAUUGUUCAGCUUUUCAUUAAAAGUAGAAACUUUAUGAAUAAAUUAGGGUUCGGCGAAAAAUUUCCAUCGGAUAUUGUAUUCUGAGCACAACACAAGAAAAAAGUGAAAGAAAAUGCGAAAAAGAGAAAGAAAAUAGAAGUUUUUUGUUUUCGGAGAUAAGUGGUUUUGGAGAUCAUGGGCCUUGAGAUUACGGUACUCUGAGAUAACGGCUGCGGAGAUUUGCGGACUUGAGAUAAAAUCGUACCAUCUAAAUUUGAAAAUUUUUAGUUUCUUUUUGUAAAUAUUUACAAAUAUUUAAACAAAUUCGAACAUUUCUUUUUCACAAAUUUAAAUUUCGAAUUUGCCAUCUCGUAUUUUUUGUAUAAAUUCAGGUCCAGGUUUGUUUGUUUUUAAUGAUUUAUUUCAAUUUCACUUUUUUCAUCCUUCUUUUAGUUUUUUAUUUUCGGCUUUUUAUUCAAAGUUCCUGUAUUUAAUUUAACAAGUUUGUAAUUAUAUAAAUGUAAAAGCAACUUGUUCUCAUUCAUUUUCAUGAUAAUUCUCAAAAAUUUUUAUUCAAUACGCUGAUUUUUACCAUAAAAAAAGAAGAAAUGACAUGAUUUCGAUACGUUUCAAAACUUUCAUAAAAGGAAAAAUUCCUUCUUUGUGUACUGACAUAAUUAGGAGCAACAGAUUCCAAUGGAUAUUUUUCGUAUUUUUUUCAAUAAUGAAUGAUUCAGUUAUAUACAUAUUUUUUUGGUAUCCGAUUAAAAAUUUUGAUGAAAAAAAGGCUAAAUUGUACUUUAGAACUUUCAAGCCUAGCUAAAAAAAUCUGGAAAUAUUAAUUAUUAUUAUAUUUGAUUUUUCGAAAAAAAUGUAGUUUCAUUUAUGUUAAUUUUAUACAACGCUUUAAAUUCAUAAAAAAACAAUUUCGCCUCUUAUUUUUGCGAAUAUUAAGCGUUCAACUCGGAUAAUAUAUUUUUAUUUAUUUUUUUGUCUUUUUGAUUCGUCUAGAAGUUGAUUUCAUUUAAUCCAAGAUUCAUUUAAAUUUAUUUUGUGAAACAGUAAAGUUGAGGAUAAUUUAAUUGAAAAAUUCCCAAAAAAAGUUUUUUUGUUUUAUUUUUUUCCUCAUUUUUUUCCUCAAUUUCUAGCUCCUGGACUCGAAAAAUUUUUGAGUAAAAAAAUUAAGAAAUUUUUAUAUUUUCUCAAUCCAGAGGGUUUUAGGGUGAUAAGAAAAACAAGCUAAUUUUUUUGAACGGCGAAUUCUCCGAUUUUUUUCUUAUUCCUAUCUAUUUUAUAAAGGAAGGUUCAAAUCAAAGAGUUUAUCUAGAAAAAAAGUCGGAAACGUUCGAAAAAUUCGCUAUUUUUUUAGAAAUGAUAUUGGUAAAAUAGUGGAACUUCAAUCAUCCUAAAUCACAUAAGUUUCAAUGAUAAUUUAAAAAAGACUUCGAAAAAAAGUUCAAAGCAAUAGGAGAAUCCAUAUUUAUCGAAUAAAAAUAUAUGUUUGAGAAGAUUCCGAAGAUAAUUGUGUAAUUAAGAGCGUCUUAAAAUACAUCACUGUUUCAAUGAUUCAACAAAAAAAAAUUUUAAAAGAUUCAUAAAUCUUCGAAGCUGUUGUGUAGUUUGUCAAAAGGUAUUUUUGAGAGAGUAUUUGUGAUAACUUUAAUUAUUUUUAGUGGCCACUAUAGGGUUUUGACGUUUUAUUGGCUACUAUAGUAGUCAAAUUAGUGUCAACUAAAGGGGUUUAACAUUAGUGGUCACUAUAGAAGUCUAAGUGCUACUACUAGACCACUUAAGUGUUAAGUGGCCGCUUUAGGGGUCAUUGGAUCAACAUAACUGGUCCAAUCUGUUUGUUUUGAAAUUAGAGUUACUGGAAGGAAUACUCGGUGAAAAACUACUGAAGUGGCCACUAAAUAAAGAACCUCUAUAGUGGCCACUCAAUAUUUUCCCAGUACUCAGGCAAGUAAAGGACUUAACUGGUCCAGGAGGAGGGGAUGACUUUCAAAAUUUUUGAAAAAGGUAUGAAAAUUAGUUUUAAUGGGGAAGCAGUACUGACUUUAAUUUAUAAAAACUCGAAAGCGGCCUUAAAAAAUGGUCUAUUCAUGUAUGAUUUUAGGUGAUAUGAGAAAAAAAACCAACGAAUUUUCCGGCUUUUUUCCCUUAUAUUUUUCGGUCUAAUAACGUUUUUCCUGUUUAGACUUGAUUCCACUAACUGAAUUAUAUAAGAAAAUUCGAAACGAAUAGUUUUUCCGAGAAAAAAAGUUCCACGCAAAAUGAAAAAAAUUGGAAGAUUUGCUGGCUUUAUUUUUCCAUUCAAUGAAACAAAUUCAGACCAAAUUUCAUCAUAAAUGAAAUUUGUGAAACAGUAAAGUUGAGUAUCAUUUUAUUCUAAAAUUCCCUGAAAAAAACGUCUUUUUUUCCCACUUUUUUUCUACACAUUUUGGUAAAUUUGAAGCGUCUCGAGUCGAAAAACGAGGAAUUUUCUCUUUUUUUCCAACUACACCAACUCUUUAAAGUCGAUUUUAUUCAAAUUUCAUAAUUAAUAAAAUUUGUGAAACCGUAAAGUUGAAUAUCAUUUUAUUCUGAAAUUCCCUGAAAAAAACAUCUUUUUUUCUCAGUUUUACUACAUUUUCUGCAAGUUUUCAAGCAUCUUAACUCAGAAAAGAGGAAUUUUCUUUUUUUUUCAACCAAAUUUUUGAGGUUUUUGAAGUAGAUUUCAUUCGAAUAUCAUCAAAAAUGAUGAGAACCGAAUAUAUGAGUUCAUGAACUUUUUGAAACAGUAAAGUAAGGUACAAUUUCAUUAAAAAGUCAAAUUUGAAGCGUCUCGAGUCGAAAACGAGGAAUUUUCUUUUUUUUUUAAAGAAUCAAAAGUAUUUCUAAACUAGAUCUAAUUCAGGUUUCAUGAAAAAUCAAAUUUGUGAAACAGUAAAGUUGGGAAUAUUUGCAUUUUCAGUGGACGCUCGUGAUAGGCCGGUCAGUCUUCUCCGUCGAAAUGAAAGCACCUCGAAGGAGAAAAAACAGGAAGACGUGGACCCGAAGACGUCCUACGACAACGUCGCCGCCUUGGACGCCAUCGAUAAGUUCGUUUUCUUUAUUUUUUUAUUCAAAAUGGGGGAAAAACUGCUCAAAAAAAUUCGUAUUUUUUUUCAGCAUAUUUUAACUAUAAAAAAAUUACUUUUUCUUUAUUUUUUUUGGGUGUUGGAAAAAAAUAAUAAAAAAAUCUUGAUUUUCAAAAAAAGCGAUUUUAAUCUAGUUCACAGUUUCAAUCCGGCUUUUUUUGUGGUUAUAGUUUGUACUUUGAUCUAUUAGACUUUAAAUAAUUGAAUUUCAAAAAAAUCAAUAAUCUCGAAAUAUAGACUCAUUAGAUCAAUCUAAAGCUUCAUCUCAACUUCAAAAAAAAGAGCGAAAAUCCCGAAAAAAGAGCCACAAAAGCAUAUCGUUCAAAUUUUUCUUGAAAAAAGUUUUUUUCUUAUUUUGAAUUUGUACAAAAAAAUAAUUGAUUAUUUUCAUCAGGUGAAAAAUCAAUUUUAACUUAGUUCACUGUUUCAAUGCUGCUUUUUUUGGUUUCAUUUUUCAAUAUAAAAAAAUUUUUCGAAGUCUGAAUUUACAAAAAUCUGAUCAUUGGACUUUUUAAAAAAAUUCACGUUUUUUUCCUCUAUUUCCCUAUAAUUCAUUCAAAAAAAUGUGUCAAAUUUUUUUUUAAGUUAUUUUUUUUGAGCCAAAUAGUUCAAAAAAACGAGUUUGACUUGAAAUUCACUCCAAAAAAACCAUAUAAUCCUCAUUUUUUUGCCGUGAAUAUUUCAUGUUUGUCCACAAUAAAGAAUCGUACGAGUUCUAGAAAAAAAGUGAAUUUUUUUAAGGUAUUAUUCGAUUUUAAAAUCGAAAAAAACAAAAAAAUAUUGAACAUAAACAAAAAAAGCAAUUUUAGCCUAGUUCACCGUUUCAAUGCCGCUUUUUUUAUUUUGAAUUUUUGAAUUUUCUAAUAAUUUUUCUCUUUUUUUCGAUAUGGAAUAUGAAAUUACUCGGAAUCUAAUUGAAUUAAAAUAAAUUAACUGGAUCAAUUUUUGUCGGUAUAUGAAAACGGGAAAGAGAAACUAAAAAUAUCUCGAUUUUGUAAAUUUUUAAAAUCUAUUUCUGGUUAUUUUUUUACUGCAGCUUCUCGGAUUAGCUCAGGAUGAUCCAAAUUUUGUUCCCAUCUCUUUUUUUGGAGCUGAAAAUACAAAGAUUGUGGUCUGGACAAUCAACAAAAUGAAUUUUGUGAAAAAAACUAAUCUUUGGAUUAGAUUUUUUUUUAAAUAUAUCCGAAGCCUUUACAGAAUUUUUCGAGCGAAAAAUCUUGAAAUACUUAGUAAAAUGGAUUUUUUUGACCUAUCCCUUUUAAACGGACCAUUUUUGUACCAAUUGGACUUUUUCAAAUAUUUUCCAAGCUUCUACCUAUAGAAAAAAACUCAAAGAGGUCGUUAUUUUGAAAAAUAUUCUCAAAAAAAUCCAGAGUCAGAAGUGUUCAUUUUUUUAAAGAUAGGUGAAAAACCCAAUAAAAAAAGCUCAAAAAAAGAAAGGCGAUUUUCAUUUGAAACAGUGAUUUUUUUGAUAAUUUUAUUUGAUCGUUGAUUUCUGCUUUGCAAGGGAAAAAUGGCGAUUUCGAGCUUGACGUCAUAUUUUCAAACUGAUUCCAAAUCUGGUCUUAAACACUACCCUCAAAAUCUGUGAAAAAAGUUAGACCACAUCUAGUGAACAUAGCCACAUUCAGAAGUCCCACUGUGAGCUCACCAGGGAAUGGUCUCCGGUCGCAGUGGGACCCCCGAAAAAGACCAAGUUCACUAAAUGUAGUUUAAUACCCUGAUUCCAAAUCCGGUCUCAAAAAUUGCCGAGGAGCUCUGUGAAAAAAGUUAUGAACUCUCAAAAGUCGAAGAUUCCAAUGUCUUUGAUCGAGCUCAUUUUUAGGGGGUAUAUAGAUCUCGUCAUUCUGAUAACAUAAAACAAGUCUUUUUUUUUCAAACCAAGUGUUUAUUUUCAAAGCUCCGCCAAGCAUAAGAAAAUAAGUUCAAUCGAAGACACUGGAAUUUUCGACUUUUGAGGGUUCAUAACUUUUUUCACAGAUGUAUUGGGCAACUUUUGAAAACAGAUUUGGAAUCAGCGUAAAAAACUACAUUUAGCGAACUUGGUCUUUUUCGGGGGUCCCACUGCGAUCGGAGACCAUUCCCUGGUAAGCUCACAGUGGGACUUCUGAAUGUGGCUGUGUUCACUAAAUGUGGUCUACCUUUUUUCACAGAUUUUGAGGGUAGUUUUUAGGACCAGAUUUGGAAUCCGUUUGAAAAACUGCAUUUAGUGAGCCUGCUCCUAUUCAGAAGUCUCACUGUGAACUCAGAAAAUUCCUUGUUAAAAAUCAGUUUUUUUCACUGAGCUUUCAAGACCUUCUUUUCAAGCUUCAAAGCGGCGAUUUUGACCUAAAAGUCAACUUUUUUUUUCUGCACGGACCUUGGUAACGGAAAUAAGACGUUUCUGAGCAUUCCUAGAAGUCCCUUUAGGGGGUUCGGAACUCUUAAGGGAUCACUAGAAGGGCUCAGAAACGUUCGAGGUCUACUGAAUCUUUUCGAUCACUGAGUUCUGAGCUUUCCAAAGUCUUUUUGAGCUAGAAAAUUGCGAAUUUGACCUAAAAGCCAAUUUCCACCUUUCUGGACGUUGGUAACGCAAAUAAGAAGUUUCUGAGAAUUUCUAGGGAUCCCUUUAGGGGUUUCGGCAUUUAAGUGAACACUUGAAAUUUUCUAAGCUUUCCAAGGCCUUUUUGAGCUAAAACUCUAUUUUAACAAGCUCGGACCUUGGUAACGCAAACCGGACGUUUCUUAGCAUCCCUAGGGGUACCUUUAGGAGUUUCGGCAUUUAAGGGAUCACUAGAAGGGCUCAGAAACGUCCGAGGUCCGAUUAAUCUUUUAGAUCACUGAGUUUCGAGCUUUACGAAGCCUUUUUGAGCUAAAAAAAUAGCUUUUUUCAAUUAAGAGCCAAUUUUUACCUGCUCGGACCUUAUUAACGCAAACCGGACGUUUUUUAGCAUUCCUAGGGGUUCCUUUAGGGGCUUCGGCACUUAAGGGAUCACUAGAAGGGCUCAGAAACUUCCGAGGUCUGAUUAAUCUUCUAGAUCACUGAGUUUUGAGCUUUCCAAGGCCUUUUUGAGCUCAAAAAUUUUUCGUUUUCUAUCUUGAAGUCAAUUUUUAUAUGCUCGGCCCUUCGUAACUCAAACCGUAAGUUUCUGAGCAAUCCUAGUAAUCCCUUUAAGGGGCGUCAGAGCUCUUAAGUGAUCACUAGAAGGGCUCAGAAACGUCCGAGAUCCGAUGAAUCUUUCCGAUUCUCGAGUCACCCAACUUCUCGAAGAAAAGACGCAAGAAGGUUCUAAUCUCGAGAAUCUUCCCAAAAGACGCGCUUUCGCCGAAAAAGGAAGAGGAGUUGGAAGUGAUGCCAUGGCAACGCCCAGAAGCUCAUCCGCCAUUUCCGUCGGCUCAAAAACGAGAAGACGUACGGGAGAAAAGGGGGGGGGAUGA